GCUUGGCCUGGCGACACCAUGAGCCACCGCUUGUCUCAAGCGGCGCGGCACACGCAAGAACUCCUGGAAGAUCUUGAGCGGGACAAAGAGCUGGACGUGAUCCGUAUCUUCCUUGCUCGGUUUGACUUGUUUCCAAGGCAACGGGACCCCAAGUCGGCCCCUAUUCGCAGCGAAGAGUUGCGCGACCUGGUCAAGUUUUGGAAGCUCCAUCGACAGCGCAACUUUUGGAAAAAUCACACGACGAAAGAAGAUCUUGUGCGCAUGCUGUACAAACAUAUUACGACCAAAGUCCUGCCGAACGAAAAGACGCCGCUGAUUCCAGAAUCAGCUACACCGACGACGCCACCGGCAAAUAUGGUACCCAUGGCCCCUCAAUCCCCCGCCCGUCCACAGAGUGGAGGCAUGGCAAUGGAUAGUCCGUCAAAGAUUCGCCGCACGUCACGAUUCACGACCGGGUCCGAACCUUACAAUGGAUUGUUGUCCAAGGUCAGCCCAAGCAAACUGAAUGCGCUGGGGACGUAUGGCGGCGAUCUAUUUGCCCAGCGCGGGGACUAUGACAGCGGCAUGAUUUAUGUCUCACGCUUGGCCCCGCCGGAAACAGACCUAUCUUUUCAAAGCCUCGUCCAGGAUGGUGGCGACGACUCGACCACAAAGGACUCAGUGUUGUCGCCGCAAUUGAACAUUCUUGACGAAGACUCAACUCGACGAGAGAAGCGUCUGAUGACAGAGUGUGCUUGCAGUUUGUAUCAGCUGACGUUAGAGCCUGGUCACGAAGCUGCCAUUGUCCGAGAAGGAUGCAUUCCCGCCAUCGUUCGCAUGUGUACCUUUGACGACUUGGAUGUCAAGAAAUACUGCUCUGCCACGAUUGUAAACGUGUCCGUGGACAGUUCGCUCACUGGUCGCUUGAUCGAGGAGGGUGUGCUGAGUGGGCUUAUGGAACUCGCCAAAGUGCAGCAGGAAGACAUUCGACGCAAUGCUGCCAUCGGCAUUUGCCGCAUCUCGUACGACCGACAGGGACAACACAAGUUGAUCCAGGAAGGGAGUGUCCCGGCGCUGAUUUCCAUGCUCAACAACACGGAUUUUGAAACCAAGGAAGCAUGUGUCAAGACCCUCGUCAACAUCUCGUCGUUUUCAGGGUCCGUCGUGUCCGAGUCUGUCACGCACACGGUGACGCGCAUCGCGGCCAAGAAGGACCCGGCGUACGACCGCUUCAUUGUGGAAACCAUUUGCGAUAUGUCAUUGCUGUCGGGCCCUCGCGCCAAGGCGGCGGACGACGGCAUUCUCUUGCCCAUAUUUGACAUCAAUCGGGACAAUGCAGACGUCGACUUGAAGCGCAUGAUGGCGAUAGCGCUGAGCAACUUUUCCGGUCUCGAGACCAAUCACCAGCACAUGGUGAACCCGAGCAUCUUGCAUACACUGGACAGUCUCUUGGGCGUGGACGACGAAUCGAUCAAAGAAAUGGCGUCGACCGCCGUGUCCAACAUCGCGUGCACGGCCGAGUUCAUCCCAAAGCUCGUGGCGUCGGUCGGGGAGGCGUUCAACCUGCCCCUUCGGCUCAUCCAGUCGGGCUACAGCGCCACGGCCGCGCUGCAAGAAAACAUCUCGGCCGCAUUGCUCAGCAUCGGCUUGAGCAAUCAAGCUCACCGCCUUCUCUUGACCCAGAAUGGCGUCGUGCUCCUCCUAAUUUACUUCCUCGAAUCCAGUAGCGCGACCACAAAGCGGCACACUGUCGUGUUGCUUUGCGCGCUCAUGGCCGACGACCUCUCUCGCGCCCAGCUUGUUCAGCACGACGUGAUAAAAGUCGUCGUCGCCCUGGCAGUCAGCCCUGCGACUCGAGAACUGUGUGCGGUGGCGCUGUUUAACCUGUCUUGCUUUGCCGACAUGAGCCCCUACCUCCUGGCUCCGACAACGAUCGAUGCCCUCAAACACCUUCUGUCGCCCCCUGCGGCCCCGAGCACCCCCGGGGGCCACCUCAAGCCAUCCGUCGACACGUCGGAGGUCACGCUGUCGAUGACGCAGGAAUUUUGCCUCAACUGCCUUUACAACAUGUCGUUCUACCCUGGCAGCGCAGAGGUCUUGAUUUCGUCGCAUGCAGUCGCAACUCUCCAUCAAGUCUUCCGAAAACCUUCCAAGAACGCCGACGCGAAUUUGCGGGCAGCCGCCGUGCUGUGCAACAUGUCGUUUUGUACGUACUCGACCUUGAUCACGGCCAUGCUCGACGACGACGCGCUCAAGCUGCUGAAGCGGCUCUCGUCCAGCGCGACAACAAAGGAGCUUGUGUUGUGCAUUGCCACGACUCUGUGCAACAUGGCGAUUCCGGCGCUCCAGACGUCCGGCCCGGUGGUUGUGAACCAACUCAUCGAGUUGUCGCACACCCCUCAUGCCGACAUUGCGUUUGUGUGUGCGAUAUCGUUUUCGAAACUCGCGUCGACGGCGACCCUUCGAGAAAACCUGGCCAAGGUCCUCGAUCUCCCCCCCACGCUCACAGUGAUGAUGCGGUCCGGAAUCGAAGAAGUACAAAUCCACUGCGCUGCCGCGUUGUGCGGCCUUGCUUGCGAACGCGGCCAAAAGGGCAACCGCCACAUGUGGAAGGAAGGCACGAUCACCGACUUCAUCGUGAACUCGCUCCUUCGCAUCAACAGCGACUCGACCAAGGAAGUGUGCGCCCGCGUCCUCUUCAACGUCCUAACUCACGAAGACUGCCGGAUGCACAUGAUCAAGGACGGUGUGCUAUACGCUCUCGUCAAACUCGCCCGCCUCGACAGCGUCGAGAUCCGGUCGCUGUGCGUCACCGCGCUGUACAACUUGAGCUGCGACGCGUCGAUGGUGCCAGUCCUCAUGGACAUCAACGUCGCGCAUGUGAUCGCCAAGAUGUGCGAAGGCGAGUUCAACCAAGUCGACAAUCGCAGACGCCUCGCUGCAUGCUUGUCCAACAUUGCGUUGCAGCCAGGUCACGAACUCAAACUGAUGGAGAACGGCGGACUCACAGCGGUGCUGCUGUUGUGCGACCACGGCGACGUCGAAUGCAUGCGGUACAGCGCGUCGGUGCUGUGUUCGCUCGCGACGCAGCCGGCCAAUUGUGACGCCAUGGCUGGGAUUCCCGCCCUCGAGCUCCUCCUGAAAAUGACCAACUCCCGCGACAGCUACCAAUGCCUCUUUGCCCUCCACGCGCUGUGCAACAUUUCGUGUGUUGCUGCGCUCCACGACAAGAUCGAGGAGGCCGAAGCCAUCUGCUCCAUCAUCCGAGUCUUGGGCGAAGCCGAAGAAGAAGACAUCAUGCUCACAUGCUCGAAAAUUCUGUGCAACCUUUCAUUUCACCCGAAACACCACGCGACGAUUCUCAAGCAUAACUACGUGCCGGUGCUCCUUCAAGCGCUGAAGAAGACAUGGUUCCAGAGCGUCGCCGACGUUAACGCUCGCAUCUUGGCCACAUUGAGCGAAGACGCAUCCGUGAUCGAACACCUCGUCGCGGGAGGGGCGGUCGAAGUGAUGCACAUGGCGUCGCGGGACGGCGACAAGGCCACAACCGUCGUGCAGUGCGUGAUCUGCCUUGCUCGGCUCGCGCGGGGCCAUCUCAGCGGAUGCAAAGUCAUUCAAGAUGGCCUCUUCGACAUCUUGAAUGCUGCGAUCCCGCUCUCGAACGAUCCAAAGACACAUCGGAAACUCGGCUCGGACCUCACGGAGCGCUGCUCGAUGAUCCUGCGGACGCUGUCGACGUUUGCCGUGUGCAUUCCCGAGAUGGUGGCCGACCCGCGGCUCAUGCCGCUCGCAAUUGCGCUUACAAAAGACGGCGACAAGGAAACGUCCAAGAACAUCAUCAUGCUCUUGCACAACAUCACGGCUGCGCGGAGCCGUGAAUUUCAGCGCCAAGUGCGUCGUUCCGGCGUCAUUCCCCUUCUCAUCAAGCUCGCCAAUGUGUGCACCACGGACGAGCUCCAGAUUUGCGCUGUCGCCCUUGCCCACAUCAACAGUGAAUUGUCCGAAGCCGACCGGCACGAGCUCGAGGAGUACCACAAGGGGCUCGUUCGCACGAUGAUCUCGAUGCUCGAGAUGGACCCUCCCACGAUGCUGCGCGCGGAAAAAGUGGCGACUGCCAUGCCCCCGCUUCUCGUGAUCAGCCGCCUUCGAACCGACUUUCUCCAAGGUUCCAAUGCGACGAGGGUGUUGACGCAAAUCCCCGUGUCGUGGCAGAUUCAGAGUGCCCACAUUGACGAGUCGACGCUUGUGCCAAAAGCGCCGUCGCACUUUUUGGACAUGCUGCCGCAGAAACACCUUGCUUUCCACCUAAGCGUCAAAGAAGACUUGGUUGGAGCGUUCCAAAUCUUGCAAGUCAGCUCGGAGAAGUGUCGCAUGAAGUUGCCGCUUCCUCGCACCCUCAUGAGCAUGGACGCGAUUCUCAACAUCGUGGACACGGUCGUGGAAGAGCCGACGCAUGCGCCAGUUUCAACCGACCCAGUGCACGAAACAGACGAACUGGAUGAGCUCAUGACGACUCCUCCAAAGUCCCCUGCCGGAACGACUCGAACCCCCAACACCCCCGGUCGACGCCAUCAUCAUAGCCCACACACACCAAGCGGCGGCGGCGAUGUCGACGACGAGUUGGGGGUGCGCAAGCCCUCGAAGACAGCUCACAAGCAUAACUCGAGCGGUCGGAGUGUCAAGGGGGGGCAUGCGCUCAAGGCGUCUUCCAGGAAAAUCUCGCUCGCCAAGAAUGGCUCGGUGAAGCAUCUGCGGGCUGGAGAUAGCAAGGCGAACGUGGUUCACGACCACGAUAGUGUAUUGCCUAAAAUUUAAGCUAACUAUCUGUACAUUGCCGAUCUCGUCGCGUGAUCGCAAACCCCGCUU
Messenger RNA from Aphanomyces invadans, 4845 nucleotides. RefSeq lists its product as hypothetical. Gene Ontology annotation, molecular function: protein binding; protein-membrane adaptor activity. The record is from RefSeq and is a predicted model, not a curated record. The coding region runs from base 19 to 4794 and encodes 1591 amino acids. Gene Ontology annotation, biological process: nucleus-vacuole junction assembly. Lineage: Eukaryota; Oomycota; Saprolegniomycetes; Saprolegniales; Verrucalvaceae. The transcript has 4 exons.